AUGUAUAUUCAGCUUUUAAUUUUCUUAAAAGAAUAUGACAGCGCCGUCCCAACAGUAGCACCAGUUGAUACCACACCAGCAGCUGCAACCUCUCCUGCAGCUUCUCCUGAAACCUCUGCUGCAACCGUUCCUGGAUCAACGGUUCCUGCAGGAACCGGAUCAACUAUUCCUGCGGGAACGGGGUCAACGGCUCCUCCAGGAACGGGAUCCACCGCUCCUGCUGGAACUGGAAGUACGGUAACAGAUAGUGGAAACACUGGGACCCCAACUGGAGUUCCAACUACUACACCAAAACCUCUGGAACUCUCGACAUUCCCCGUUUCCAAUGAUGUGAAUGUAUUAGAUGCGAAGCUGAUCCUUCAACAAGCUGUACAAUUGGAUCAACAAAUCAAUGCUUUGAACGACUACUUGAUCAAGGCUCAAAACGAUACCGAUCCAGCCAAAUCUCCUCUUUUCGAUCAAUUGAAUGCUUUCUCACAUAACAUUACCGCUCAGAAUAAAACUCUUCAAGGAUACAUCUCACAAUUACAGAAUCUCAGUGCAUCUCAAUUUGCACUAGAUCAACGUGUCUCCUCUGCCGCCAGCACUUUCGUUUGCUUCUCUCAGUCUAGUUGUGUUACUGAUGUGCCAACAACUCCCGAGCCAACUUCUCCAGGUCCAACUCAACCUGUCAAGCCAUGUAAUAACACAAACUUAAAAACUGAUUCGGAUUUCUCGAUAACUAAAUCAUACACAUUUGCGAGCAAGCCGAACGUUGCUCUAUGCUCAAUCAAAGUAUUGGCUUCAAACCAAGCGAACAACGUGUCGGUGACAAUCAAUGCAACAUUCACUGGACCCGAUGCCUAUGUGAAGUUGAACGAGACUAGAACUCUUCAAAGUGCUACCAUUAACGGGUCAAUCACCAACUACGUUUUCCAAGGUUUCCAAGAAGUUGAUGUGUACUACUUCUCGGGACCACGCUCAACUGUUCAAUUCAACUUUACCUAUCAGGAAGUUAACAACUGUCUACUCAAUUGCACUGGAUCGAACGGAGAAUGUAAAGUCAGUCAAUCUGGUGUUCAGUAUUGCGAAUGCAAAAAGUGCCAGUUCACUGGAGACUUUUGUGAAGUUACACUUGCUCAUCCAUGCCAAUCAAAGCAGAAGCGUGUUUGUGGGGAAAACAGUGGCCCUCCAUAUGGACAAUGCUAUAAAAACAUAUGUUCUGAUUCGUGCUACUCGUGUGCAUGCUCUCCUGGGGCGGAAGUGAACGGAACUGAUCAAAAAUGCACACAGCCUUCACCUGGAUGGUCUCCCCCUGUUGCUCCAACUGGUCCAACCGUUUGUCCCACCACAGCUGCUCCAUCCACAACCACAGCUCUCCUCACAUCUACCGCUGCUCCAAUUGGAUCAUCCUCGGCAGCUCCUGGAUCUUCAGUAGCACCUGUCUCCACUGUCACUCCUGAUUCUAGUGAUACAACUGUUGCAGCUAGUUCUUCGUCUACCGCCCCGUCUGAUGCCCCGUCGACUGCAUCUAGCAACAGUACACCGUAA
Molecule: messenger RNA, 1530 nt
Organism: Caenorhabditis briggsae
Lineage: Eukaryota; Metazoa; Nematoda; Chromadorea; Rhabditida; Rhabditidae
Exons: 15
Coding region: 1-1530 (509 amino acids)
Source: RefSeq, a predicted model, not a curated record